UUUGUAAAACGCUGCUGACUAUUCUUGCUGCACUUCGCAAUACAAAGCGCAGAUGCUAGUUAUCGCAAUCCGACUCAGAGCUACUGAUGAGCACUAGUCGCUUUUUUUUUUUAGGAUCUCUAUAAGCUUUGGAAAAAGGAUACUGUUGUUGUUAUAGUUGCUGCACUUUUUGGUGUGUGCAAGUCGACAAAAGGACUCCAUAAAGAGCGUAUGAUUCAUCCUAAACUAUUGUCUCUCUCUCUCUCGCUUAUUAGGAAGAAAUAAAAUGGCAUCCUACUGUUUUCUUGUGUUAGCGAUGUGUGCGGCGCAGACGUUAUGCAUCACCAUCGAGUCAGUGCCCGGCAUGGACGGCGAACGAGUCAUCCUGACCGAGCUGGAGCGAACCGUGUCGCUGUCGUGUUUCAGCAACCGAUCGGAGGACGACGCGGCGGAGCUCGUGUGGCUGAGGAACGGCCGGAUGGUGGCUCUCCGUGAAGGAAACCGCCAGGGACAAAGCGGCGUGUGCAUCAUGCCGGUUAUCCACCAGGACAACGGUGCCACCUUCACCUGCCGCCUGCGCAGCAACGCCAGCGUUGAGGCUUCCGUCACGCUCAACGUUACAUAUCCGCCCGUAGUGUCGGGAUCGGAAAGCGUAUGCGUAGAGCAGGCCUCGCCGCUGCUCCUGAGCUGCGACACCUUCGCCAACCCGCCCGUCUCCUCGGUGCGCUGGACCCUCAACGGCAGCGCCGUCGACAUCCUCGCGGGGCGCUUCACCCUGACCGACGACGGUUUCGCUAGCCGGCUGGCUGCUGACAAGGCGGAGAAGAGUAAGCAUGAAGGCCUCUACCGCUGCACGGUUGACUCGCCUGUCUACGGAAUCAAGAGCAAAGACUUCCUGGUUACCGUCACAGAAAGGACACUUAAGUUUCCGCUAAUGCCCAUCAUCGCCGGCGUGGUUGUGGUGUGUCUUACGGCAGUCCUGGCCAUUGUAUCACGCUGGAAGAGAAUUAGCAAGUGCUGCAAGUGAAUGAUGGCCAUCAACUGUCAAAUCCCUGUCUGCAGUCGGUUAGCUUAGCGCCGAGGAUCAGAAAAGCAGCAAUUGAACGGACUCCUUUUGUAGAUCGCCACGUGACUGCUCGUCUUCAUGACAGAAGGACAAGGCUAAGAUCACCAGCAAAUUAAACACCUCCUUAUGUAGCCCUCCA
This is a messenger RNA of Hippocampus zosterae (dwarf seahorse), 1184 nucleotides long. RefSeq names its product transmembrane and immunoglobulin domain containing 1 (gene tmigd1). The coding region runs from base 266 to 1006 and encodes 246 amino acids. The transcript is spliced from 5 exons. Lineage: Eukaryota; Metazoa; Chordata; Actinopteri; Syngnathiformes; Syngnathidae. The record is from RefSeq and is a predicted model, not a curated record.